Cuscuta campestris is the source of this 1236-nucleotide messenger RNA. The record is from the annotation of a GenBank genome assembly. NCBI's taxonomy places the organism in Eukaryota, Viridiplantae, Streptophyta, Magnoliopsida, Solanales, Convolvulaceae.
CUCAGGCCGAGUGCCCGUUGACUAGCCAUAGUCAACAAUCCUCCGUCAUUUCCAUUGCAGCGAACAAUCAAGCAUUCCAUUGGCGCCAAGCCAGAUGGAAAUCUCCGGCUAAAUCCGGUAGGCGCGACAAUGAGAAAGAAGGCCAACAAAAAAUCGAUGCCGAGGCCUCAACAAAAACCGACGAAGACGGCUUCUUCAUCCUCAAUUUUCAAACUGAAUCACAGGAAGACUUCCCUAACAGUUUCGGCAAUCCUAGCGGUAUGUUUGAUAGCUCUCUUAAGCAUUUCGUCGAGCAGGGAGCGCGCCUUUGGAGCUUCGAAUCACCCCUUCCCCGAUCAGCUUCUGUACACCGGCGAAGUAAUCAACGAGUUCCCUCACGAUCCAGACGCCUUUACUCAGGGUCUACUAUAUGCUGAAAAUAAUACCUUAUUUGAAUCAACUGGACUUAAUGGACGAUCAUCUGUUAGGAGAGUUGCUCUUUCAACUGGCGAGGUAGAAGCUAUUCACGUAAUGCAGUAUUCUGAUUUUGGGGAGGGCUUAACGCUACUUGGUGACAGGUUAUAUCAAGUAACAUGGCAGCACAAUACUGGUUAUAUAUAUGACCGGCAUAAUAUAAGCAAAUUUGAGGGUUUUACUCAUGAAAUGCAUGAUGGUUGGGGAUUGGCAACUGACGGGGGAGUUUUGUAUGGCAGUGAUGGAUCUUCAACAUUGUAUCAGAUUGAUCCUUAUUCUAUGAAAGUCAUAAAAAAACAUACUGUGGUGUAUCAAGGGCAAGAAGUGCCGAAUCUCAAUGAGCUUGAGUUUGUCAAUGGUGAAGUUUGGGCUAAUGUAGAAGGAUUACUAGCAAGUGGGUACACAAGAAUUGAUGCCCUGAAUGGCAUAGCAUGGGAUAAAGAUGGAAGCCGUAUUUUUGUGACUGGCAAACUAUGGCCCAAACUUUAUGAGAUCAAAGUGCAGCCUUUGAAGACCCCAUUCAAUGGGGAUAUCAAGCAGAUGUGCAUUCCUCCAAUAGCCCAUUUUUGAGUUCCAUGUAAAUUAAAGAUUGUUUUUUAGUUGGUCAAAAUUGUUAACUCUUUUGCCGAACCUCAUUUGUUGUAUCUUAUAUCUUGUAAGGAGGUGUAGCCAGCAAACUUAGUUAAACACAUGUUGCUUUUGGGUGUCAGAAGAGUAGAACCGAGUUUGAAUCAUGACACAUGUAUUGAGAGACUAUCGUGCAAAACAUGAAGGGACUGUUUG